Messenger RNA from Triplophysa rosa, 4243 nucleotides. It is a transcript of the gene minar1, whose product is annotated as membrane integral NOTCH2 associated receptor 1. Gene Ontology annotation, cellular component: plasma membrane. The record is from RefSeq and is a predicted model, not a curated record. Lineage: Eukaryota; Metazoa; Chordata; Actinopteri; Cypriniformes; Nemacheilidae. Gene Ontology annotation, biological process: negative regulation of cell population proliferation; negative regulation of TOR signaling. The transcript is spliced from 5 exons. The coding region runs from base 713 to 3403 and encodes 896 amino acids.
AGUACACCACAGUAUUUUACUUUAAAAACUUGCCGAUAUUUCAGUUCAAUAUUAUAAGAAUGCUGAUCUAUAGUUACAUCUUAAUACUUUUGAUUGAUAUGAUCACGUAUUUACGACAUUAAACGUUACGUUUCGAUAUUUGACUGAAAACCGAAGUGAAGCUGUUAUCAGAAGGAAUUGCAGAGCAGCAUCCGAAGCGUGUUGUGUUUAGGGCAUUGCAUCUCACGCGUUCCUCCGCAUCCCUGAGCGUCACUGCGCAUUCUGAUACCUCCAACAACACAACGCGCGCGUACUGAGAAUUCAUUUCGGAUUGUUCAUUCCUCGGUCUGUCUCCACUCUGAUCGUGCUUGCUUUUAAGGUGAAAUUACGUCAUUCUAGGUGGAAACAAAGACGAGUUGAGCUCCGAGAGCUCUAGCAGACGGAGAGAGGGAGAGAGAGAGCUGCUUCUGCUCACCAAACUCCCCCUGCAAUCCGGAUGGGAUACGGACGGCCAUUCCCCAGCAUUCCCAUCAUCGCGCGCAUGGAUGUAUGCUGAUGAUGAUGCUGCUGAUGCCGUGACAUGCAACCGCAAGGACUUGUCUGUGGAUUAACGAUGCACUUUUUUUGUAGUUGAGCGAUUUCCGUCGAGUUUUUCAGUCUCGUUCCGGAGGACAGCAGAUGGGACCGUGGAAUAGGCUGUCAUUUUUUGAGGAAAACAACAACCAAAACCACAAUGGAUGCCAUGCCAGAGUACUCACUCUUCCUCAUGAGGAUUUUAGAGGAAUUGGAUACCAAGUACAGUACAGUUUCAUAUCAAGAUCUCUGUAAAUCCCUGUGUGCCAGAUUUGACUUGGUCCAUUUGGCUAAGCUGAGGAGUUUGCUAUUCUACACGGCAUGUUUGGAUCCAGCUUUCCCCGCAACCUUAUUCAAAGACAAGAUGAGGUGCUCGGUAGAGGACCAGCAGUCCAAGAAGCUCAUGGUGGCGGCGGAUAUCGUCACCAUGUUUAACCUAAUCCAAAUGAACGGAGGUAUGGCCAAAGACAAGCUGCCAAUGGCUCCAAGACCCAAAUUUCAAAAGAACCAGUCCUUCGAGUCCUGUCGAUCCGACACGGAGGUAUAUAAAUUCAACGACAACGUGAGGGCGUACAACCUCUUGGACGCCAGGGGUCAUUGUGCGUCUCGGAAUUCGCCCUGCCCCAAGCCUGAGUGCAACAACUGCCAGCAGUACGUACCAACCUCAGACCCCAACUUCCUCUUGGGAGUCACCAAGGACCUGAAAUGUAGGGCAGCGUCACUGGAUAAGUUACAGCAUCUGCCGCAGUACUCCAGCGUCAGUCCUCCUUGUGAGAUGCAGAGCACUUACUUCCCCAUGGACAUGGACAGCGAGUCAAUGGACCAGGAUUCUCUGCAUGUCAAUCCAGGGAUGAAGGAUGUCUUCGUGUCCAGCGGAGAGCCUUUUACUGUGCACUCGUGUGUGCAGAAGCGGAAUAUUUUCAAAGAGGAUUUUCACAACCUUGUUGCCUUUUCGCCCCGUGUGGUUACAGCGGAGUGCAGAGCGAACUCCAAAGCGGGAAGGGAUUACCACCGGAGGGAGCUGAACAAGCCUCCCACCUUCUUCAAUCACAGUUUUGAGCUGCCGUACAGCAACCCUUACUUCGAACCCGUCGGCUCACCCAUCCAGAACAAAGGGCGCGUGAAGCACGAGAGCCUGGAUGACUUGCAAGCGUCCACUUAUUUCGGACCUACCACGAUCUCUGAGUGUGUGAGCAACAGGAGGACUUCCAGCAAGUAUGGCAAACAGCAAGCCUGGCCAGUGAAGAGCUUGAGUCUCAAUACUGAAGAAGGCCCUGACUUUGAGAGGUCCUUCUUGAACGGCAAAGUGGUGAAGGACAAUCAGCGUCAUAACCUCAACAUCAGGAAAGACGAUCAACAGUUCCAGUGUGCGAAAGAAAAACCCACUGCCUCCCCCUCAGGUUUCUCCAAGAAGUCCAAUGGAACCAAAACAAAAGACAUGACUUCUGUAGCUUGUGGGCCUAGUGUUGAAAAGAGAGAGGUUGGCAAAAGGUACAAGGACAAGGGCAUCAACUGUCCGUCGUUACAGUCAGGUAACGUAGAAAUCGGAAUGAAUGUAGGUACACAGACAGAAAAACCCGAACACAGGAAAGUAAAGGAUUACACCAGUCAUGCCAAAUAUGGAGAGAGGCCGGCCUUCAAACACUCCGAUGAAGAUUCUGAGAUCAUCAGCGACGAUAUUAGCGACAUAUUCCGCUUUCUGGAUGAAAUGAGCGUGUGCGACUCUGUCGGCGUUGUGCCGUCAUCGUGCUACAACAGCAAUGGCUCACUGUCUCAGGUCACAAAAUCAGACGGUGACAGCUCGCCCGAAUGUAACACCAUCAAGCUGGGCAAAACCAGCAUCAAGCUCGACCGCCUCUUCCAGUCGCUGGAGAACUCAGACGAUGACCUCAAAGACAGCGUUUGCAAGCUGGUUCUCAGGAUCGGGAAGAUCGAAAAGAAACUCGAGUCUCUUUCAGGGGUGCGAGGUGAGAUUUCACAGGUGCUCUCCAAACUUAAUAAGCUCGACGAGAAGAUUCAAGAACCAGAGCCGAAUGGGAAAACACCAGACAACGGCGCUGCCGAACAGAUUAAGACUGAUGUCAACCUCUCGCCUCAUGUAUUCCAGUGUCACACCACAGGACACAACAUGAAGGUGGAGAAAGGUCCAGAAUGGUGCUGCUCAGAGGCCGACGGGAGCGAAAGCCUGAGGUUAAAGGCGAUGAGGAAAAGCAUGUUCACACGCCGGUCGUCAAGGUCGUUGACCGAGGAAAACAGCGCCACUGAGUCUAAAGUGGCCAGCAUCACUAACUCGCCUCGAGAUUGGAGGACGGUUUCUUACUCCAGCCAUACAGCGGAUGAAGGAAAGGAAAGAGAGCGACAUGGUGAAGCCAAGGACAGACACAGGAAAUCCAGAGAGACAGACCGGCAGUAUGACGCCCACCAGGCGCACCGCUCCUCAAAGCCGCCCAAAGACUCCUACCUGGUGGAGCAGGUGUUCAGCCCGCAUCACUUCCCUCCCGCCGUCAAAUCUCACGUGAAGGGCAGCCCUCUCUACACGGACCUGCGGCUGACCGGCCUCGCCGACGGCAAGCGUUCCCAGCCGUCCUGGACCAUCGAGGAGCACAAACGCAACUCAGGAGAUAAGAACAAGCUCAGCGCGUUGGACUUGCAGGUCCAGGAGUCGCUCAACCCAAACAACCUGGAGUACUGGAUGGAGGACAUCUACACGCCGGGCUACGAUUCGCUGUUGAAGCGUAAAGAGGCAGAGUUUCGUAGGGCCAAGGCGUGCAAAAUCGGUGCGCUGAUCGCUGCGGCUGCCUGCACUGUGAUUCUGGUCAUCGUAGUGCCCAUUUGCACCAUGAAGUCUUGAGCCAUCCCCUGCACCAGAAUGCCAGACGAUGGAGAUGCAAGCAGGUAACUUGCCAUUUAAGCACUCCACACAGGUGGUGCUACAGCGGAGAUGAAUGUUCUAUAACGCUGAGGAGCAAUAUCUCCCCCAGAGGCCUCAGUCACAGCCGUGGAGCUUAUUUAGUCUUCAAUCUUAAUAGCCUACAUGAAACGAGUUCUUGGAAGGGACUGCAAGGACAGGCCUGGGAUCAGUUAAAAAAAAAACAUCCCCAUGUGAUCUUCUGAGAGGCGCUCGACUGUGCCAAAGCAUUCCUGUCCGUAAUGAUCUGGCAGGAAUUAGAUCGAAUAGUAGAUUUCAAUGAAAAUACUUUCAGAAUAAUUCAGCGCGGUGGCCUAGAUAGAAGUUUCAUCGCGGUCUCAGAGGGCUCGGAAAAUAUUUGAGUAAAAUAUAUGCAAAUUUGAUGUCCUAAUAUAUUCCUGGGCUAAACACACAGCUGGCAUUUACUUAAAGGGUACGAGCUUUAGAAAUCACAAUCUAAGACUCAAACGUUGUUUUAUAAAGGAAAAAUAGCUCGGUUAAAAUUGUAAUUAGAUUAAGCUGUUGCAACAUUGCAGUUUAUUUAUUAAGUUUAUUUUCAGCUAUACGUGAAGAAAAAGAAAGAAAUGAUGAAAAAAUAUUUAAUAAAUUAUUUGAUAAAUUAUUAUGAAUUACUUCAUUAUUAAAUGUAACAUAAUUGUAUUUAUUGCGAUGUUAGUAUUAUUAUAUUUAUAGACUGUUGUUUCUCUCUCUCUCUUUUACACUUGAUGCUUUUAUGUCUCAUGUCGUUCUUGACAUUUACUGCCUAGCUUUUCCCAUCUAUCU